AUGUCGUCCUCGUCGAGUUCUACCCCAGCUUCUUCUGCACCUGUCGGUGCUUCGACCGUAUACUCCGCCACCCUGGGGCAUCCUGCUAGCGCUAGACCCCAUGCGACUUCCGAGAUUACCAUGGCAAGCGAGGCUGGUCCUGCUCUUGAUAGACGCUCCGGGAGAAGACGAUCUACUGUGACUGGCUCCGAUCGAAAAAGAAGAUUGGUCAAUGCGGAGGGGGAUGUUUGGUCGAGACAGUCAGUAUCCGGGAGCGUGACUGAACCUGAAGGGCGUACAAUAGCAGAGAUGGAUAGCAGGUCUAUCCCAAGUGCGUCGCCGAUGCGACCUGAGAGCUCUGCACCUGGUGCUUCCUACUUGACACCGAUUGAGUUGUCAUUGUCGCCGCCAGACCAGCGUCCUCGGCGGACGAACGACCGCCGAAGCUCAUGGUCACGAGCGGGGAAUGACUAUUUGGAGUACACACGGCCACGGUGGCAGCCUGAUUCGGAGGUGACGAAUUGUCCGAUCUGUGAGACAGCCUUUAGUUUUUGGUACCGGAAACAUCACUGCCGCAAAUGUGGACGGGUUGUUUGCGCGUCAUGCUCUCCUCACCGGAUCACAAUUCCGCGACAAUUCAUUGUUCAUCCUCCGGACACAAAUCGCUCUCGUGCGUCUACACUGAUUCCACCGCGUGUGGCUCCAAUCGUCGAUCUGGAAAGUGACGACUCGGCUCAAUCACCCACUGCCCUUAACCCAGCCCUGGGAGGUGGAGAGGUGGUGCGCUUAUGCAACCCUUGCGUUCCAGACCCAAACCCAGAACCGCUGCGUGGCUAUACAACCAUUCGGGCUCCGGGUGAGCCCCAAUCAGGUUCAGGCUGUAUCCAGGGAGGUUACAGCGCGUCUAACCAAUCUCGGCAUCGACCCUAUCAUUCUCUCUCAUCACCGACCCGACACCCACCAUACGCUGCGAUUCCUGAGAGCUUUUCUGCUCGAUCACCACGCAGGGCAGUGGGGUCGAAUGAAUACCACAUGUAUGGUGGUUCCGGAGGGUCCUUGGGCUCGCGAUUUCAAGAACGACCGAUGGAGUACGGUUCUUUAUCGGCAGCCCGUUUCGCCCCGUCUAUGGUUUCAUCGGGUCGGCCUCUUCCACUGGCACCAGGCAGUGCUAUGUUAUCGGCUGGUCCGUCAUUCGCUACAUCUGCUGAUCAGGAGCUGCGAUUACCUAUCUCUGCUCCCCGUCGUCGUGUGGAUGAGCGAGACCUUUGCCCUAUUUGUGAUCAUGUUCUUCCACCUUUGGAUAUGAAUGGGGCUGAGGAUGCUAGGGAGGCACAUAUCAGGCACUGUAUUGAAAGUCAUGGACCUCGAGCACGCUCCUCCUCUCACAGCAGCAGUAGUAGUCCGGCGGCCCAGUCUUCUCUUCCUGUGCGAAUGAUCGCCUUUACUGCCACAGAGAAGGAUUGCAUUGGACACGAUGGCAGUGUACAGGAGUGCACUAUUUGCAUGGAGGAAUAUGAGGUUAGUCAGCCGUUGGUCCGACUGGAGUGCCUCUGCAAAUUCCACAAAAGAUGCAUUGUUGAAUGGUUUGAACGGAAGAGAGAGUGUCCUUCCCCGCAACUGAUGGAGAUCGAUCCGCGCCUGCGUCCGGGCAGCGGUAAUAGCCCUCCAGAGCGUGCCGGCACAAGCCAUUCUUACCUCCCCUCCCCUACCACUCGACAAGCAGAUACUAGUGUCUUGUCUUCGCAUCCGACGAGCGACUAUCCUGACCCUCCUUCCCAUAUCUCGCCCAGUGAGCAUCUGCAUUCUGCGACCUCGACCUCUAGCGGCCCCAGCUACUACGGUGCCUCAACCGCGCAAUCUCAGUCCAAUCAGGCUUUGUACCAAACCAGCCCUGGAGGCAUAAUUUCUGGCGUGCAUAGGCUCGACUCAGUCGAUCCGAAUGAUCCAUACUCUGAGCUGAAACGACCACGUGCUUGUGAAUCAUGUCGCCAGUUGAAAGUCCGGUGUGAACCAGACAUUAGCAACCCAAAUGCAUCAUGUAAGCGGUGCGCGAAGGCCGGCAGGUCCUGUGUUGUCACGGCGCCAACCCGUAGGCGCCAAAAGAAGACGGAUAGUCGAGUCGCGGAGUUGGAGCGGAAGAUCGACGCGCUGACCGCAAGCUUGCAGGCCUCGCAGGGCAGUGGACCAACAUUACAGGCAGGAUAUCCGGGCCCGGCGCGUGAGGAGCAUAUUGGAAGACGAUGGUUGGGGCCAAGUCACAGCGCCUCGACUGGCUCUGUGCCACUGGAUUCUCCCACCGUACUGGCAGGGAAUAAACGGCGACAUAGUGGAGAGAUCAAGGGUUUAAGGGACAGUGGUCUCGUGGGACCCUCAUUCUAUCGCGCUUCAAGCCCUGGUUCAGAGCAGAUCUUGGAUAAUACGUCUAGGCAAUGGCAAACCCGUCCAAGCCCAGGCUCAGGUAGUACGGCGCCGAAGCCAAAUGAGCCUGUAGAUGUGAUUGACCGAGGCCUUGUGAGCACGGCAGUAGCAUCGGAAGCUUUCACUAGAUACGUGCAUCAUAUGGCUCCUCAUAUCCCCAUGGUAGUCUUCCCUACAGGAACCACGAUGAACGACAUUCGGAAGACCAAACCGGUACUACUCCAUGCCAUCAUCGCUGUAGCCGUGGGGCCCAUUCAGCCUGAAUUACAGAUUCCGCUUAUCGAAGACUUCUACAAAGCCAUCGCGGAGCGCAUCGUUGUGAAAGGUGAAAAGUCGCUAGAAUUGAUUCAAGGGCUUCUCGUGACUUGUAACUGGUACAUACCGCCGGACCACUUUGAGGAACUCAAGUUUUACCAGUUGACCCAUAUGGCUGUGACGUUGGCGAUGGAUAUUGGAAUGUACCGUAGACCGAUGCCAAAGAGCCGUCCGUGGAACUUGGUGAAAGAUCUUAUAUUGAAAAGAUCGCCCUCUCAGGACCCCGAUUCGGCAGAGGCUAGGCGCGCGUGGUUGGGUUGUUAUUUUCUAGCUGUGCAGGUUGCUGCUUCCUUGAGACGGACCCUUCUCGUACGCUGGACUCCGUACAUGGAUGAGUGUGUAGAGAUAUUGGAGAAAUCAGCCGAUGCAUUACCCUCGGACAGAGUAAUGAUACAAUGGGCCAAACUUGUGCAUAUUAUAGAGGAGAUUCAUCAGCAAUUUUGCCCCGACGAUUCCAGCUCCAUUGUUACUUUCUCAGAGCCCAAGAUCCAAUAUACCCUCAAGGUGUUUGAAAAACAAUUGGAACAGCUCCAGAGGGAACGAGGACCAGAGGAGUUUCCUAUAUUUACACAAGCGGAACAUAUUGUCAACCUCUACCUGCACGAGGGUGCUAUGCAUGUGGACUACAUCGAAGAUCAGAAAAGCCCUAGUGAUGACCACUCCAGUCGGACUAGCGCAGCGCACAUGAAUGCGCUAAGCACCUGUCUUACUUCGAUUCACCAAGCCAUCGAUACUAUUUGCUCCAUUGACAUCAAGGAUCUCAUCUCUCUUCCCGUCUUUGCCCUGGCUCGGACAUCCUUCACUGUUGUCGCCUUGAUUAAGCUUUACUCCAUUGUGUCUGCUCCAGAGACUCAUAUAGGACAGGUGAUUGAUGCUACUAGUCUGAAAACAGAAUACUACCUAGACCGAGUGAUCGAGCACUACACGAGAGCAGGCGAACAGGCUGGUGGCCGGACCCCGGCAAAGUUCUCAGUGGUGUUGAGCAUGCUUCGCAGUUGGUUUAUGAAACGCAAAGACCAUGGGUUGGCCUUAAGAGAUGCUUUCGGAGGUGGACUGCGCCCAAUGAACACUAACAACGGCCACUCCAGUCAACCGGCCUCAGAGGAGAAACACCAAACGACGAAAACGGGCACAACUCCUCUACAUCUGUUGAGCGAAGUCGCCAUGGGCGAGCCUCAGAACCUCCCUAGCUCAGGUCCAUGCCCUCCACGGACAGCAGGCUACACUCCCCAGUCAUCUGAACUAGUCAGCCAAACUUCCGCUUCAGACCUCGUGUCGCAACCGCAACCCUCCUUAGGGCCGAGUCCUGCCCCGGCCGCCGAGUCCGACCCCUGGGGCCAGUAUCCACCACCCAACCGGCAAUUCUACCCUCCUUUGACAUCGACGUACCAAGAUAUACCAGCCUCUGGGUAUCCGGAACCCGGGGCUAACAGUAGCAUGGUGAUGCCGUGGCCGGUGCCAGGAUUCUUUGUACCGGAAUUGGGAAUGCAGGUAGGAUUUGAGCCGGAGAACUUGUACGCGCUGGAGAACAUGGUGGGAGACGGGUUUUUCAAUCUGCCUCUGCCGACUGAGGGGACUGGGUAUUAUUAG
Molecule: messenger RNA, 4302 nt
Organism: Aspergillus alliaceus
Lineage: Eukaryota; Fungi; Ascomycota; Eurotiomycetes; Eurotiales; Aspergillaceae
Product: putative C6 transcription factor (War1)
Exons: 6
Coding region: 1-4302 (1433 amino acids)
Biological process (GO): regulation of DNA-templated transcription; DNA-templated transcription
Cellular component (GO): nucleus
Molecular function (GO): zinc ion binding; transcription cis-regulatory region binding; DNA-binding transcription factor activity, RNA polymerase II-specific
Source: RefSeq, a predicted model, not a curated record